This is a messenger RNA of Polyodon spathula (Mississippi paddlefish), 2436 nucleotides long. RefSeq names its product LUC7-like (S. cerevisiae) (gene luc7l). Bases 210 to 1391 code for a protein of 393 amino acids. Gene Ontology annotation, molecular function: mRNA binding. Lineage: Eukaryota; Metazoa; Chordata; Actinopteri; Acipenseriformes; Polyodontidae. Gene Ontology annotation, cellular component: U2-type prespliceosome; U1 snRNP. Gene Ontology annotation, biological process: mRNA splice site recognition. The transcript has 11 exons. The record is from RefSeq and is a predicted model, not a curated record.
CAUGCGCCAACUUCCUUUAAUGAGAAGACGAGUCUGCUGAGGAAAGGAGAGCGAGGCGAGAGAGGAAGAGACGUGGGGGAAGAAAAGCGAAUGAUAGCAGUUUACAUCGUUUUCUUUAAAUAAUAAUAAGAAUUAUUGUUAUUAUUCAAUCUGUAUGCAUGUAUACAGUCGUUAUUUCAGAAGCAGAAGACACUAAAUAAGUAACCGCAAUGUCGGCCCAGGCUCAGAUGAGAGCUUUGCUCGACCAGUUGAUGGGGACUGCAAGGGACGGCGACGAAACUCGACAGAGGGUGAAGUUUACUGACGAUCGUGUCUGCAAAAGCCAUCUUCUAGAUUGCUGUCCCCAUGACAUUCUUGCUGGAACGCGCAUGGAUCUGGGGGACUGCUCUAAGAUACACGACUUGGCACUGAGAGCUGAUUAUGAAAUCGCUUCCAAGGACAGAGACCUGUUCUUUGAGUUGGAUGCGGUGGAUCAUCUUGAAUCCUUUAUCGCUGACUGUGACAGAAGAACAGAACUAGCUAAGAAACGUCUGGCUGAAACCCAGGAAGAAAUAAGCGCAGAAGUUGCGGCAAAGGCUGAAAAGGUCCAUGAGUUGAAUGAAGAGAUCGGAAAGCUCCUCGCCAAGGCAGAGCAGCUGGGGGCCGAGGGGAAUGUGGAUGAGGCUCAGAAAGUACUUCAAGAGGUUGAGAGAGUGAGAAGCAGGAAGCGUGAAGCAGAGGAGGAAUACAGAAACUCAAUGCCUGCAUCUAGUUUCCAGCAGCAGAAACUGCGUGUCUGUGAGGUGUGCUCUGCCUAUCUGGGUCUCCAUGACAACGAUCGCCGCCUGGCUGAUCACUUCGGUGGCAAACUGCACUUGGGUUUCAUUCAGAUCAGGGAAAAGCUGGAGCAGCUGAAGAAAACUGUGUCAGAAAAGCAGGAAAAAAGAAAUCAAGAGCGCCUGAAAAGACGGGAAGAUAGGGAGCGGGAAGAAAGAAUGAAGAGGAGAGGAGUUUCUUCAGUGACUGAUGCCCCAGGAGAACAGCCUAGGGGGAUGGCAUCAGGGACCAGAUCACGAAGCAAAGAGCGUAAGAGGUCCCGCUCUCGGGAGCGCAGGAGACACCGUUCCCGUUCCUCUUCCCGGGAGAAGAGGAGGUCCCGCUCUCGCUCAAGAGACCGGGAGAGGAAGCGCAGGCACCGCAGUCGCUCCCGCAGCAAGGGCCGCCGGCGCAGCCCCCGUGACCGCAGCAGAGACCGGAGCUCCAAGCACAAAUCUUCAAGAGACCGUUCCUCCCGGGACAGAUCUCGGGAUAGGGGCAGGAAGGAGAAGAGCUCCUCAGAGAGGAGGCAGGAGAGCAUGAAUGGGAAAUCCGAAUCCAGGAGAUCAGAGGAGAGAGAGGCUGGAGAGAUCUGAGGAGAUCAGAGCCUAUUAUUGUUCCAUGUUACUCUGUACAUUUACGGAAAAUGAACCCCAGCAAUUGGUCUUCUCUGUUUCUGUACAUCUAGUUGAGCAUAACUGUUAAAUACUGCUGGAUCUAAUGGCUUCUGGGGAGGGGAGGGGAGGGGAGGGGAGGGGGUUGUUCUUGAAAAAGCUUGAUAUAUCUUUCAAUGAAAUCUGGAUGUUAUUACUUUCAUGAUGUCCCCUUUUUUAAAAAAAAAAAAAAAAAAAAAAAAAAAAAAAAUGCUGGUUUUGUGAUGUGUGUGGGUUUUUUUUGUUAAUAGAAAACAGAUUGAUAUCGGUAGUGUCCUUCAUCAACAUACUUAAAAAAAAAAAACAAAAAAAAAAACAGGAGAGUUGUGGUAAACAGGAAAUUGCUUGAGGCCAGUUUUGGCUCCCGUCUGGUUUUUGCCUUCACUUGUGUACCGUAGGGAUUGAGUAAAUCAUCACCAUAUUUGGUGAUGGCUAUCUAGAGUUAGAGCAUAAAUAAGUAGUCAGCAUUUUUUAAAUAAUUUUGAAUGUUAGUUUAUGAAGUACAGAAGCCAAUUGUGUAUAUAUAUAUUUUUUUUUAAAUAUCUAAACAAAUUUGUAUUUAAUAAACAUUUUGCUUGGGUUUUUUUUUUCUUUUUUCCACCAAAACUUCUGUAAGCAGCAUCCCUGCAACAGUUCUAAAUUCUGUGGUGGGGACAGAUGCUGCCUGUUUCUGGCUGCUGCAAGUGAUCAGUGUACUACUGCUUUUUUUUUUUAUAUAUAUAUAUAUAUAAUUUUUUUUUUUUUUUUUAUGGAGAUUACAAAUGAAUUGAAGUUAGCCAGUCUCCUGUUGUAGGAAACUGACCUUGUGUUCCUUGCAUUCUGAGUAAGGAGUCUUUGUACCAAUCUCUCCAAAUAUGACUUGUAACACAUUUUUAUUUACAAAUGUACAUGUUUAUAUAACUAGACUCCAUACUGGUCAUUUGCAUUCCAACCCCCCUCCCUUUUGUUUUUAUUUGUAUUUCACUUCAUUAAAGUGUUCCUGUCUCUU